Messenger RNA from Papaver somniferum (opium poppy), 708 nucleotides. RefSeq lists its product as uncharacterized. Lineage: Eukaryota; Viridiplantae; Streptophyta; Magnoliopsida; Ranunculales; Papaveraceae. Bases 1 to 708 code for a protein of 235 amino acids. The record is from RefSeq and is a predicted model, not a curated record. Gene Ontology annotation, molecular function: zinc ion binding; nucleic acid binding. The transcript has a single exon.
AUGCAUCUGCGCCUCCAAGACUUCAAAAGUGUAAUUGCAUACAAUUCAACACUUUUUCAAAUUGUCUCUCGUUUAAAACUAUGCGGUGAAACAGUUACUAAUGCUGAUCUUUUGGAUGAGACUUACUCCACCUUUCAUGCUUCAAACAUUUUGCUUCAACAACAAUAUCGUCAAAAGCAGUUUAAGAAAUAUUCAGAACUUAUCUCUUGCCUUCUAGUAGCUGAGCAGAACAAUGAGUUAUUACUCAAGAACCAUCAAAGUCACCCAGAAUGUUCAAUAGUUGCUCCAGAGAUGAACACUACAGAAAGUCGUGCCAAUGCUGCUGAAAGCCGUGGGAAAGAACAGAGACGUUCAUUAGGUCCUAAAAAGCCCGACUUCAAGAAGAAGGCUGGUAAUAAUUCCCAUUAUCAGAAGGGGAAGAAGAACGUGUUUCCAAAACACAAAGGCAAAAGCUCGCAAAGUCAUUCAAAGCACCAUGAAAGUGUUUGUCACCGUUGUGGUUCACCAGGGCACUGGGCAAAUGUUUGCCGUACUGCAAGGCACCUUGUUGACCUGUAUCAGGCGUCUAUUAAAGGAAAAGAAAAAAAGUCUAAAACCAAUUUUUCCCAAUAUGACAUACCAAUGGAUAUUGCCCAUCUUGAUAUUUCUGACUUCAAGAAUGAUGGAAAUGAGAUUGAAGACAUGGAUUCCUUCCUUAAGGAUUUCUGA